Molecule: messenger RNA, 543 nt
Organism: Gloeophyllum trabeum ATCC 11539
Lineage: Eukaryota; Fungi; Basidiomycota; Agaricomycetes; Gloeophyllales; Gloeophyllaceae
Product: small nuclear ribonucleoprotein SmF
Exons: 5
Coding region: 35-277 (80 amino acids)
Biological process (GO): mRNA splicing, via spliceosome; spliceosomal snRNP assembly
Cellular component (GO): catalytic step 2 spliceosome; U1 snRNP
Molecular function (GO): RNA binding
Source: RefSeq, a predicted model, not a curated record
GGUCCACGUGCCCUCAUCUUGUUGACCCGCCACCAUGUCUGCGGUAAACCCGGUGAACCCCAAACCUUUCAUGCAGGAGCUCACUGGCAAGCCGGUCUUCGUCAGGCUAAAAUGGGGCCUCGAGUACAAAGGGUUCCUUGUUAGCACGGAUGGGUACAUGAACCUUCAGCUGGCCAAUACCGAGGAGUUCCAGGAUGGCAAAUCGAACGGGGCACUGGGCGAAGUUUUCAUUCGGUGUAACAACGUCCUAUAUAUUAGAGAGGCGCCUUCAGAAUAGAUCUGGGCGACAUACUCGCCCUUCAAAACCAGGCCGAAGUAGUAAGCAUGCCCCUUCAUGUUGCAGAAUGCGUCGUGGCUUUGAACAGUCCAAGAUCAGUCGGUCCGUUGGUCGAGCUCCGCUUGCUGUAAUCUAUAUGUAAGUUGGGAACUACGGGGUGUCGUGUAAGGUGGGGAUCACAACGUGUUUCCUGCAUGAUAUCGGGUACAAUGUAUUGGUCGUCUCGUGAAUGCAAUAGGAUUGUAGAGUCCUGGGGUUUAGCUGUC